AUGGCAUUGCAUCAGUAUUUAUCAGAGACUUAUGGGCCCACGAAACCCAAAAAUAAGACGAAAAAGAAGAAGAAAGAGUCAAAAUCAGACGCUAACUCAGACAAAACUUCUUUGAUAGUAAAAGAACGGCUAAGUACACUGCAACAAGAACAGGAGAAGUCAGGAGUUGCUUCAUUCAGCAAGUUUGACAAACAAAAAAGCAAGAAUAUAUGGAAGAACCUGGAAACAAACGAGCUUUCCCAUGCAAUAACACAUCCUUCCGCAUCGUCAAUUACUGGCAACGAAAGCAAGAACGAUCUAAAGGAAAUCAGGGCUCAAGAGCCACUUGUCACAGUAGCAGACAAAUCGAAAACACGAAAAACCAUAUACAGAGACGCUCAAGGUCACAAGAUUCAGGAAGAUUCCAAGAUAGACGAUUCUAGUUUUAGUCGAUCUAAAUAUGAAGAUGAGAAAGCCGCGGAAAGAGAGCAAUACCUGAAAAAUUUGAAUAUGGGAGACGUGCAAAAGCUUGGAAUAAAUGUAGAUGCACAUGAUAAGAAGAAAAAUCAAACUGCCUCGAGUCUGACGAUAGAAGACCCUGCAAUAACAUUUACACAUGACAAAGAAAGAACUGUAAAAACAUCUUUACUGGGCCGCAAGCUUUAUGAUAAGCCAGCACCUGAGAACAGGUUUGCCAUUAUGCCUGGGUCAAGAUGGGACGGUGUCCACAGAUCAAAUGGCUUUGAAGAAAAAUGGUUUGCUAAGCAAAAUGAGAUCAAUGAGAAGAAAGUGCAAAGCUACACCCUACAGGAGGAUUAUUGA
Saccharomyces cerevisiae S288C is the source of this 801-nucleotide messenger RNA. RefSeq names its product Bud13p (gene BUD13). Gene Ontology annotation, cellular component: cytoplasm; nucleus. The coding region runs from base 1 to 801 and encodes 266 amino acids. NCBI's taxonomy places the organism in Eukaryota, Fungi, Ascomycota, Saccharomycetes, Saccharomycetales, Saccharomycetaceae. The record is from RefSeq and is marked reviewed. The transcript has a single exon.